Messenger RNA from Meleagris gallopavo (turkey), 306 nucleotides. NCBI's taxonomy places the organism in Eukaryota, Metazoa, Chordata, Aves, Galliformes, Phasianidae. The record is from RefSeq and is a predicted model, not a curated record.
CCCAAAACCGGGUGCCGCGUCGUCCCGGUGUCCCCCCGUCCGUCCCCUUCCCCUCCCCCCUAUCACCGCCCGUCCCCCCGCAGCGCGGUGCCGGCGGCCCCGUUUGAGAAGCGCUGCUGUAAGGGUUUCUGCAUCGACCUGCUGAAGCGCCUGGCGCGGGCCGUGGCUUUCACCUACGACCUCUACCUGGUGACCAACGGCAAACACGGCAAGAAGAUCGACGGCGUCUGGAACGGCAUGGUGGGGGAGGUGCGUAAGCCACGCCCCAUCGAGAGCCACGCCCCUCAAAAAGCCACGCCCCUUAGA